This is a messenger RNA of Branchiostoma floridae (Florida lancelet), 699 nucleotides long. Its product is annotated as UDP-glucuronosyltransferase 1-2-like. The coding region runs from base 1 to 699 and encodes 232 amino acids. The record is from RefSeq and is a predicted model, not a curated record. NCBI's taxonomy places the organism in Eukaryota, Metazoa, Chordata, Leptocardii, Amphioxiformes, Branchiostomatidae. Gene Ontology annotation, molecular function: UDP-glycosyltransferase activity. The transcript has 2 exons.
AUGUCUUUUCUCUCCUCUCUGUCCGUCCUGCUCCUCUGUACGAACGUUAGACUCGGCAGCUCGGGUAGAAUCCUGAUCCCGGGACCUCCGCUGGGGAGUCGGUGGGUUUUAGUCAACAAAGUAGCGACGGAGCUGACCAGGGUGGGGCAUGACGUCACAAUGCUGGUACCGGCAGGGAUGGAGGGCUACAUCCGGGACGUUGAGAAGUUCUCCCUGCUGACGACGCGCCAUGCGGAGGCGGUGCGGUACUACAGGGAACGGCUGAACAAGCGCGUGAGCCUGGCGCCGCGGGGGGUCUGGUUCCUCCCACAGGACCUGUACUCGGCGCUGUCCUAUGUCGUGGAUCACGCCAAGCUGUACGAGCUGAUGGCGUCAGAGUGUGAAGCGACGCUACAACAGGAGGUGUUAAACGGCACCCAUUUUGACCUGGUGUUGUCGGACUUCCUGUCGCCGUGUGCUGUGAUCCUCGCGAGGCGUCUGCGGGCCCCGGUGGUGUUCCUCGCCCGGGGCACACCGGGCGGGUACGAUCUCUCGGCGGCCGGGGUGCCCUCUCCCGCCGCGUACGUGCCGCAGCUCGGCCUGGCGCUCACGGACAGCAUGGGCUUCCUGCAGCGGCUGCAGAACGGGCUGGUGCAGCUGGUACAGCACGUGCUGACGGGGAGACUGCUGCUGCAGCCGUUCGACACCAUCGCCAAGUAA